Molecule: messenger RNA, 615 nt
Organism: Solanum dulcamara
Lineage: Eukaryota; Viridiplantae; Streptophyta; Magnoliopsida; Solanales; Solanaceae
Exons: 2
Coding region: 75-380 (101 amino acids)
Source: RefSeq, a predicted model, not a curated record
AAAAAAUACAUUUUCCUACGAUAAAAAAAUCUAUAUACAUUUUCUACUCGACAUUAUUAUUUAGUGAAAAAUAAAUGGCUGAAUCUACGACUAGGACGAUCAAGCUUGAAGAACAAUUAAUGGAUAUAGAAGAAGAGAAGGUUGAUGAGAAACCAAGAGAAUUGUUUUUAGCAGAGCUGAAUCUUGUUCUUAUUCUCUCAUUUUUUUCAUUAUCAUCUGAAGAAGGAAAAUUAGAGAUCGAUAAUGACAAAGAUCACAACGUUAUUUCUAAAAUAAAUUCCACAAAACGCGGAGGAAUCAAUAAAUACAGGGCUACUGAACAUGAAUUUCCCAGGUUUCAAACCAAGAUUAAGGAUUGCAGACACUGCAGAAGAAUGUGAAGAAUAACACCUUUGGGGUAAAGAAAGCAGAAAGAAACUCCCACAAGAAAAAGGUCUAUGGAUUGAUGAAAAUGAAGAGAGGCAUUUUGUAAUCAAGUUUACAAAAGCAUUAUGCAUUUCUACUUUUAAUACUUUGAUAUUUUGUUUCAGCAUUUUAUAGAGCAAAUCAUUGUAAGGCAGGCAUAGCAAAAAAGUAGUAGAUAAAUAAAAAAAAAGUUUUGUAGUCUUAUAUAAC